Molecule: messenger RNA, 1450 nt
Organism: Rhinolophus ferrumequinum (greater horseshoe bat)
Lineage: Eukaryota; Metazoa; Chordata; Mammalia; Chiroptera; Rhinolophidae
Gene: ANKRD2
Product: ankyrin repeat domain 2
Exons: 9
Coding region: 313-1302 (329 amino acids)
Biological process (GO): regulation of transcription by RNA polymerase II
Cellular component (GO): nucleus
Molecular function (GO): RNA polymerase II-specific DNA-binding transcription factor binding
Source: RefSeq, a predicted model, not a curated record
CAGCUGCCCUGGCUAAGGACCAGCUGGGCCCAAGCACUCAGGACAGAGGCCGGGCAGGCUCCUUCUGCGGCCCUGCCCUCAGAGUGCUGUGGCCUCCCGCUCCAAUAGGCUAAGGGUUGGGGGGGCAACUGCCCUGCCUCCCCCUGCUCCCUGGGGCUGCUCCGGGUGAAGGUGACAGGUGGGGGAGGCAGGUGGAGAAUUGGGCCAGUGAGCUCAUAGCAAAGGCACCCAGCAGGGCGGGGGUGGGUGCCCGGUCUAUAAAGCCCCCAUGGCCCUGCGACCUACAGCGGCAGCUUACAGACGGCGGGCACCAUGGCAGGCUCUGAAGCGGUGCAGAGGGCCACGGCGCUAAUUGAGCAGCGGCUGGCGCAGGAGGAGGAGAAUGAGAAACUCCAUGGAACCGCCCACCAGAAAUUGCCCAUGGACAUGCUGGUGUUGGAGAAUGAGAAGCACCAAGGAGCUCAGAGUCUGGCCUUACAAAAGGUUAAGGGCCAAGAGCGCGUGCGCAAGACAUCCCUAGACCUGCGGCGGGAGAUCAUUGAUGUGGGCGGGAUCCACAACCUCAUCGAGCUUCGGAAAAAACGGAAGCAGAAGAAACGAGAGGCCCUGGUGGCCCCCCAGGAGCCGCCUGCAGAGCCCGAAGAGACAACUGGUCCUGUGGAUGAGGAGACGUUCCUGAAAGCCUCGGUGGAGGGGAAAAUGAAGGUCAUUGAGAAGUUCCUGGCUGGCGGGGGUUCCCCAGACGCCUGCGAUCAGUUCCGUCGGACAGCACUGCACCGAGCUUCCCUGGAGGGCCACAUGGAGAUCCUGGAGAAGCUUCUGGAUAGCGGGGCCACUGUGGACUUUCAGGAUCGGCUGGACUGCACAGCCAUGCAUUGGGCCUGCCGCGGGGGCCACUUGGAGGUGGUGAAACUCCUACAAAGCCGAGGAGCAGACAGCAAUAUGAGGGAUAAGCUGCUGAGUACGCCUCUGCACGUGGCGGUCAGAACAGGGCACGUGGAGAUCGUGGAGUACUUUCUAUCCCUGGGCCUGGACAUCAACGUCAAAGACAGAGAAGGCGACAGUGCCCUGCAUGACGCCGUGAGGCUCAACCGCUACAAAAUCAUCAAACUGCUGCUACUGCAUGGGGCUGACAUGAUGACCAAGAACCUGGCAGGAAAGACUCCCACGGACCUGGUGCAGCUGUGGCAAGCUGACACCCGAAGUGCUCUGGAGCACCCCGAGGCAGGGUCAGAGCAGAACGGGCUGGAGGGGGCUGCUGGGAGUCGACCAGCGACCCCCCAACCUGUGCCAGCCCAGUAAACGCCUGCCCCAGCCCAGCUCAGCACCUGGCCCGUCUCCUGCAUGCAGCUGGAUGGUAAUAUGAAUGGCCUCCAAACCUGAGCCAUUCCUCUGCGUAAGAUCCAAGAGCUCCCACAAGCUACUACAAUAAAAAAGUCAUUUUGCUAUG